AUGAAAAAGUAAAAUAGAGACCCAUCAAUUAGUGAGCAUAGACAUGCACAUUUCGAUAUGAUUUCUUAAAAUAGAAGUGAGUUUUUCAACUUCUUUUUUGAAAACAAUGACAUAUUCAAAGUAAUUGAUCCUGAAGACGAAGAAUACUUGAAGGUGAUGCAUUUCAAAUAUUUAAAUACCACAGCUAAUUUUACUUUCGGUACUUUUGGUGCUGUGCUCUUAGUUGAUCAAGUUCUUAUGAGAUUUUUUAUGCCUAACUUUAAAAUUUAAAACUUCAGAUUCAUCUUAAAUACAACAAAAUACAUUGGAUUACCACUUCUUGGUUUCUGGGUGGGCAAAAACUACUUCGCAUAAGAUGUAGAGGAAUCCUACAUUAGAAUGAGUGAUAAAUAUUCUUUCAAUUACUAUGACUAUAACAGAUGUAUGGAUGUCUUAGAGCGUGCUGAAAGAGUAGGUAGAUUAGAUGAGCUAUUAAAAGAAAGAGGCAACUUUGAUUGGACAGGAGUGCCUGAUUUCAGAUCAAAAUUUACUCAAAAAAAUAUUAAUUGA
Messenger RNA from Tetrahymena thermophila SB210, 549 nucleotides. RefSeq names its product transmembrane protein, putative. The record is from RefSeq and is a predicted model, not a curated record. The transcript has a single exon. NCBI's taxonomy places the organism in Eukaryota, Ciliophora, Oligohymenophorea, Hymenostomatida, Tetrahymenidae.